AUGGUAUUUUCAAUCAUCAGACAAGAAGCGGCCCCUCCUCCACCCCCACCCAUCGUCAUCAACAAGUAUUCAGACGAGCAGCUCAGAACCAUAGUCAAGUCAAUGAGAGAGAGACUGCAGCUCUUCAAGGAGAAAGUGGAGGAUCAGUAUGCUACGUCCCCUGAGAUCAGCCCUCCUGUCACACCUGUGUUAACCAAAGACAACUACACAAAAGUCAUAGAGGAGAGGAAAAGGCAAGCAGAGGAGGAGCGGAUAAAGAAGGAAGAAGCUGAGAAGAAGAAGAAAGAGGAGCAGGAGAAGAAAAAGCAGGAGGCCGAGCAGAAGAAGAAGGAGGAGGAGGAUAAAAAGAAAGCAGAGGCUAAAGUUGAGAAAAAGGAGGAGGAGAAAAAGGAGGAGAAGAGCACGAAGUCCAAGUUAACUGAAGCUACCUGGUUUUGGGUGGACGUUGUGCUGAUGCCAAUUGAGGGCCUGAUGGACUCAGUGCUGGGGAACACCAUCGACCCUUUUACAGACCGUCGCUACAUCGCCUGGCUGAGCUUGGUGACUCUGGCCUUCAACUACAAUACCUGGUUCAUUACGGCCCGUCUGUGUUUCCCGUACCACACUGAAAGCGCCAUCCCUUACUGGGUCGCCCUGGAUAUGGUGGCCGACCUCAUCUACCUCACAGACUCCAUCCUCUUCCAGGCCCGCAAACAGUUUGUCAAAGCAGGAGACAUCAUAAAAGACAGAGUGGUGACAAGGAAGUACUACAGAGAUUCGGAGAGAUUCAUGAUAGACAUGAUGUGCCUCAUGCCAUUCGACUUGCUGUACUUCCAGUUUGGAUUCAAAUCCAUUUUCAGAGCCAAUCGUCUGCUGAAGGCAGGUACAUUUUUUGAGUUCAGCGAUCGCCUAGAGAGCAUCAUGGCCAAGGCUUACAUCUGGAGAGUGAUUCGGACUAUUGGAUAUCUUCUCUUCAUGCUCCACCUCAAUGCCUGCUUCUACUAUGUAGCUUCAGAGUACCAGGGCAUCGGGUCAACUAAAUGGGUCUACUCCGGGCUGGGCAGCGCUUACCUUAGCUGCUUCUUCUAUGCGGAGAAGUCCCUGCUGAUGAUCGCUGAGUUGCCACUUCCAGACACCAUGUUCGGACAGAUCUUUCAGAUGACAAACUACCUUUUUGGGGCAUUCUUUAUGUCCAUCAUUCUUGGCCAGAUGAGAGACGUCAUCGGUGCAGCCACAGCAGGACAGACCUACUUCCGAGCCUCCAUGGACGGCACCGUGGAUUACAUGGUGAACAACCACAUCCCCCCUUUGGUGCAGAGCCGGGUCCGCACCUGGUUCACCUACACCUGGGACGCUCAGGGCAUGCUGGAUGAGUCCGAGCUGCUGGAUAAGAUGCCUCUGGUGAUGAGAACUGCCAUCGCUGUUGACAUCAACCUAUCCACCUUUCAGAAGAUUGAUCUUUUCAAGGGCUGCGACCAGCAGAUGUUGGUGGACAUGUUACUGAGGCUCAAGUCCAUCAUCUAUUUACCUGGAGACUUUGUUGUCAAGAAAGGGGACAUCGGUAAAGAGAUGUACAUCAUUAAAAGUGGAGCGGUGCAGGUGGUGGGAGGACCUGACAACAGCAUUGUGUUUGUCACACUGAAGGCUGGCUGUGUAUUUGGAGAAAUCAGUCUGUUGCAGUCAUCCAAAGAUGGAGGGAACAGGCGGACAGCUAAUGUCAAAGCCUACGGCUUUGCUAAUCUUUUCGUCCUGGAGAAGAAAGACCUGUUUGACAUCCUGGUCCACUAUCCAGAGUCUCAGAAAGUGUUGGCCAGGAAGGGAAGGAAACUCAUGAAGGCGAAGGGUCCAGCAGCAGCUAAUGCAGAAGUGGAAAAGAAGAAAGGACUGGUGCUGUUCAGACCCAGACCGCCCACACCCAAACUGCUGCGUGCUUUUGGUGGAAACACUAACUUCUUGGAAAAAAUGAGGAGUGCUGCUGCCGGUGGCAAGUGAUGAUUGUAGUGAGCUUCUUUUUUUAUAACUUCUUUUUGGAAGUGAAUGUACAGUUUUGUUUUCAACCUCUUUUUGUAAUGAGUGUGUAUGUCCUGUCAUUUUAAGAUAUUGUUAAAAAACUGUUAUUUCCCAGAGUCCAAAUUUUGGUUUGACAUGCUUAGACCACUCAAAAAAAAAAAAAA
Perca fluviatilis (European perch) is the source of this 2153-nucleotide messenger RNA. It is a transcript of the gene cngb3.2, whose product is annotated as cyclic nucleotide-gated cation channel beta-3. NCBI's taxonomy places the organism in Eukaryota, Metazoa, Chordata, Actinopteri, Perciformes, Percidae. Gene Ontology annotation, molecular function: protein-containing complex binding; cGMP binding; intracellularly cGMP-activated cation channel activity. Gene Ontology annotation, cellular component: plasma membrane; intracellular cyclic nucleotide activated cation channel complex; photoreceptor outer segment. Gene Ontology annotation, biological process: monoatomic cation transmembrane transport. The transcript is spliced from 14 exons. Bases 1 to 1971 code for a protein of 656 amino acids. The record is from RefSeq and is a predicted model, not a curated record.